This is a messenger RNA of Grammomys surdaster, 1997 nucleotides long. RefSeq names its product C-type lectin domain containing 11A (gene Clec11a). NCBI's taxonomy places the organism in Eukaryota, Metazoa, Chordata, Mammalia, Rodentia, Muridae. The transcript is spliced from 4 exons. The record is from RefSeq and is a predicted model, not a curated record. Bases 194 to 1180 code for a protein of 328 amino acids.
AAGAGAAGCUGAGGAGACCAAAAGUUGAGACAGAGCAGAUCAGGAGGGGAGGCAGAAUAGAAAGCCUGGUAGAGAGAAGGUCCAAGGGGCUAGUGAUCUGCCCACCAGACUGGGACACUCGAUAGUUCUAUACCCCAGUCCUACCUCAGGCAUUCUGAUCUCUACUAGUUUGGGUGCUGGGAAGUCCAGCUGGAUGCAGGCAGCCUGGCUCUUGGGGGCCGUAGUGGUCCCUCAACUUUUGAGUUUUGGCCAUGGAGCCCGAGGUCCUGGGAGGGAGUGGGAGGGGGGCUGGGGAGGUGCCCUGGAGGAGGAGCGAGAGCGGGAGUCACUGAUGUUGAAGAAUCUCCAGGAGGCCCGAGGGCUGCCCACUGGGGUGGGAAAUAAGGAUAAUCUUGCUGAAAACCCUGAAGGCAAAGAGGUCUGGAAAACCACGGAGACUCAAGAGGAAGAAGAGGGAGAGGAAGCCACCACAGCACCUACUUCUAGUCUUAACCCUUUCCCCAGCCCUUCUCCCACAUCAGAGGACACUGUCACUUACAUCUUGGGCCGCUUGGCCAGCCUCGAUGCAGGCCUACACCAAUUGCACAUCCGUCUGCACGUUUUGGACACCCGUGUGGUUGAGCUGACCCAGGGGCUGCGACAGCUGCGGGAUGCUGCGAGAGAUACCCGCGACUCAGUGCAAGCCCUGAAGGAGGUACAGGUCCUUGCUGAGCAGGAGCACGGUCGCUUGGAGGGCUGCCUGAAGGGCCUGCGCCUAGGCCACAAGUGCUUCCUGCUCUCGCGAGACUUCGAGACACAGGCGGCGGCGCAGGCGCGGUGCAAGGUGCGAGGUGGGAGCUUAGCGCAGCCUGCGGACCGGCAGCAAAUGGAUGCGCUAAGCCGGUACUUACGCGCUGCCCUCGCCCCCUACAACUGGCCGGUGUGGCUGGGAGUGCACGACCGGCGCUCGGAGGGGCUCUACCUUUUCGAGAACGGCCAGCGCGUGUCGUUCUUCGCCUGGCACCGCGCACUGAGCCUGGAGUCCGGUGCCCAGCCUAGUGCGGCAUCACAUCCACUCAGCCCGGAUCAGCCCAAUGGCGGCGUCCUGGAGAACUGCGUGGCCCAGGCCUCAGACGACGGUUCCUGGUGGGACCAUGACUGUGAGCGGCGCCUCUACUUCGUCUGCGAGUUCCCUUUCUAGAGAGCCGAUCUCUGUCCCGGAGCUCUAUCGCCCAUUCUGCACCGUAGGCCGCUCACCCUACCUACUGUUAGGGGUCUGGGGUCGCUCAGAGAUUAGGCGUGACCUUGAAUACAUUUUAAUAAGAGGCCUUUUAUUUUAGAUACUGGCACCCAGACAGAUUGAGGCCAGGUCUGCGACUGAGAUCACUUCCAAGCUGCAAGCCUUAGCCAUAUCAGCCUAGAGUUUAUAAAGGCAAACCCCACAAGAAUGCAUGUAGCCUGCUUACAUGUAGGCCGGAGCAUACAUUUUAACAUAUAUGUCUUGCAGUUGUCCUAGUCAUCCUUUGAGCAGAGGAAGCAAGGUGAAUUACGAAAGAAGAUAUAGCAGUUAGUCUUACAACUAAAUUGCUAGAACAGCAAAUUUUACAAGGCCAAUCAAUUUCAGAAUACUCUUCAGUAUCUGGGAGAAAGAGGAAGUAGACUGCUAGUGUACAGCCCACACAAGUUAGGGCCUUUCACCGUAGAGGCAUAUUUUGCUUUGGUUUCCCAAGCAUAGUCUAAAUUUCUAAAUGUAAUCUUAACCACCAUACCUACAGUAUGCAUUCUGCACCCUGUACCCCACACCAUGCACCCUGAACCCCUCUCUGUGCACUUUCCACUCUUCACUCUACAGAGUGCAUUCUGGAUCUUGAACCCUCCUUGGGCCGCAAGUGCCACCAAUCCCAGCUGGUCCCCCAGCCUCAGAGAUAGCCUAUGCAAUUUCUCCAUGUCCCCACCUGUCUUUGAAACUUCCAAGGUCCUAAAUAGGCCCACUGCCAAUAAAUCCUUUUAAAAUAUAA